This is a messenger RNA of Desarmillaria tabescens, 1300 nucleotides long. RefSeq lists its product as uncharacterized. Bases 173 to 985 code for a protein of 270 amino acids. Lineage: Eukaryota; Fungi; Basidiomycota; Agaricomycetes; Agaricales; Physalacriaceae. The transcript has a single exon. The record is from RefSeq and is a predicted model, not a curated record.
ACCUCCCUCAUGUGUUCCUGAUGCCCAGUGGCAUUUUACGGCUUGGAGUCGCAAAACAAAAACAAUAGUCGCCAAGGUGACACGUUCUUCUAUUUCAAUGGCUUUGCCAUGUUGUUCUCGCACAUAAAUAGCUGUCAACUCUCUGUUCCCUUCAUUCACCCACCACAGACCCAUGGAGUGGCCUCUCUGCCAAGAACUCAGCGACCUUGUUGUCGAUGCUCUCGUUGAACAGGGCGAAAGCCUUCACGCUGCCGCUCUCCUCUCACGAGCGACUCUCUUUCGUACUCGCCACCACCGUUUCAAGCGUGUCGUCCUGCGCAGCUUUCAUGAUUGCGAUGUGUUCCUUGAUAUCUGCAAUGCUUCGAAAGGUGUUGCAUUCUCUGUUGACCGUCUGAAAUUUUCUGGCUGUUCGGAUAAAGAUCAAACAGUCGCUCCAGUCAACGUGAUCGAGCAGCUUCUCGAAUUGACCGUCAGCGUACGACUACUCCACUUCGAGCACAUACCUUGGGAUCACCUAUCAUUCAUUUCCAAGGGAAAGUGCUACGGCAUUCCUGUGGUGGAUCUUCAUCAUACAGUUGUCGCGUCGUACCGUGCUUUGGUUUCCUUCAUCCAAGCUUUUCCCAAACUACACACGUUGGCCUUAUGGUCCGUAUCUUUGGGUAGAUAUGGCAGCGUGUCCGACUUGCAGGAGGCUGGAAGCACCCCCAUAAUCCCCCGCGUCCGCAUACUCGAGUUCGAGGACUGCAGGGAUAUACUUGUGCGCCUCGCUGACGAUAUCGUUCAGAAUUCAGCCCCGUUGUCUGUACGACAUCUCCGCAUUCUCCGUAUCUUGACUGUCCAGCAAGCUAGUGAUUUGACUUCCAUCAAGACUAUCUUGGAGAAAUCGGGUGGCUUGGUCCAAAAGCUUCGAGUGGGUAUUAUCAAAGUGGCAGGUACGUCCUAUUCUGAUUUUCGAUGUUGGUCUCCCAUGCUAACUCUCCUCUAGAUACCGAUGAACUACCCAUUUUAUCCUUCCCGCCCUUUCUAAACCAUCUUUAUCUCAGCUUAGACGACUGCGAUUAUAGUAACGAAACAGAUAUCUUGCAGUGGUGGAUCAAAUGCUUUUUGAGCACAGACAUUAAGCUGUCCAGUAUCCACAUCUCCCUGUUUGCCGAACCCCACUAUCCUCGCAUGUACCAAGCUCGUAUCACCAGUAUACCUCCGCCUAAGCUGGCGCCUAACGAAGAGAUGUCAUUUCAUCUCGUCAAAAAUAAGCAGGUAUGGUCUGAUCUGGAUAAUGCUCUAGCUCAGAUUCAAAGCC